Molecule: messenger RNA, 3690 nt
Organism: Drosophila arizonae
Lineage: Eukaryota; Metazoa; Arthropoda; Insecta; Diptera; Drosophilidae
Gene: dl
Product: REL proto-oncogene, NF-kB subunit dorsal
Biological process (GO): response to cytokine; positive regulation of transcription by RNA polymerase II; canonical NF-kappaB signal transduction
Cellular component (GO): nucleus; cytoplasm
Molecular function (GO): RNA polymerase II cis-regulatory region sequence-specific DNA binding; DNA-binding transcription factor activity, RNA polymerase II-specific
Source: RefSeq, a predicted model, not a curated record
GCUGGCGUCGUGAUCGGUCGAUCGAACACUCGUUGUUGUCGUUGUCGUCGUCGUCGUCAUCGUCGUCGUCGUAGAUUUGUGCUUUUACAACUCUGCUUAACGCAUCUUGCACAACAGCGCGCGCGCGCAAAUGCUUAAAGCUCUCUCUCGUGACUCUCUCUCUCUCUCUCUCUCUCUCCCUCUUUAUCUGUCUGCUGCGUACUUGUGGCGCAGGCAAGUCAAGAAAACCUGUGCAUGCCAAGUGUAGACAAAUUGUAGAUAAAAAUAAAGUAAAGUAAAAUGAAAACGUAAAAAGAUAUGAAAGUGUGAAAUCCAUCUGUAAAAGCUAUAGAAAACCAAAAGAGCAACACUCGAUGCAUUUUAAGUGGUUAUCAAAAAAACAUUGACUAAGUUAAUAUUUCGGCCUUGAAAUGUUUCCAAAUCAAAACAAUUUGGGCGCUGCGGGUGCAGCAGGCGAUGCCCAGCAGCAGAGCCUCAACUACAAUGGCCUGCAGCAGCAGCAGCAGCAGCAGCAGCAACAACAACAGCAGCAACAGCAACAAACUCAACAAUUGUCACAGUCCACGAAGAACGUGAGAAAGAAACCGUAUGUGAAGAUAACGGAACAGCCCGCCGGCAAAGCGCUGCGUUUUCGCUAUGAGUGCGAGGGUCGCUCGGCCGGUUCCAUUCCCGGCGUGAAUUCAACGCCCGAGAACAAGACCUAUCCAACCAUAGAGAUUGUCGGCUACAAGGGACGCGCCGUCGUCGUUGUGUCCUGCGUCACCAAGGAUACACCAUAUCGUCCACAUCCACACAAUCUGGUAGGAAAGGAGGGCUGUAAGAAGGGCGUCUGCACCCUGGAGAUCAGCAGCGAGACAAUGCGAGCCGUGUUCAGCAAUUUGGGCAUUCAGUGUGUCAAGAAGAAGGACAUCGAGGCGGCUCUAAAGGCGCGCGAAGAGAUUCGCGUGGAUCCAUUCAAGACUGGAUUCUCGCAUCGUUUUCAGCCGUCGAGCAUCGAUCUGAACUCGGUGCGCUUGUGCUUUCAAGUAUUCAUGGAGAGCGAGCAGAAGGGUCGCUUCACAUCGCCCCUGCCGCCCGUCGUCUCUGAGCCGAUCUUCGACAAGAAGGCCAUGUCCGACCUGGUUAUAUGCCGGCUGUGCAGCUGCUCGGCCAGCGUGCUGGGCAACACGCAAAUCAUUCUGCUGUGCGAGAAGGUGGCCAAAGAGGACAUCACGGUGCGCUUCUUCGAGGAGAAGAACGGGCAGACGGUGUGGGAGGCCCUGGGUGAUUUCCAGCACACGGACGUGCACAAGCAGACUGCCAUUACGUUUAAGACGCCGCGAUAUCAUACGCUUGAAAUAACGGAGCCCGCCAAGGUUUUCAUACAGCUUCGUCGGCCGUCGGAUGGCGUUACCAGCGAGGCUCUGCCCUUUGAAUACGUGCCAUUGGAUUCAGGUAGGCAUACGUUCUGGAAUCUUCAUCGGCAUCUCAAGCGGAAGCCCGAUGAAGACAUCUUUCAGCAAAUCCUCGCGAUCGACGCGGUCGACCGUUGCUCGGCCAAGCGCGAAACCCCUGCGAUUGAGGUAGUGGAUCUCAACACGCCCACCCUGGAGCAGGCCCAGCCUCAGCUGGUGCAGGCGGUUACGGCGGGGGCGGCGGCAGAGGCACAGCUGGAAGCGCAUGUGACCGAGGAUGAAACAGAUCAGGCACCAUUAGAUAUGGAAGCAGCCGAUGCUGAAGCUGAGGCGGAGCGACUGCGAACUGAACUGGAAAUCGAUACGAUCAUUGAUGAGAAGGUGCGCGAAUUGGAGCAGUUGGAGUUGGAGCAGCAGCAAGAGCCGCACCAGCUGACGGCCACUGAUAAGUGUAACGAGUGGAUGAAGUCCAAUGAGCUGCUGCAACAGCCCCACGAGCCAAGUCCAGAUCCAGCGGAAGCCGAGGUCGAGGCCGAUGACAGCGAUGCCACCGCCGAGACUCAGGUGGCCGCCACGGACGAGGACAAGACGCUCAACGAGCUGCUCGAGCAGGUGGCCGAGUUGGACGAGAUCUACACGGACUUUGUCAUGCAGCGGGACACGUACAACAACACGCUGAAGAACGAGAUGGAGAGCAUGGGCAGGCCGCCCAUGCAGGUGGAGGACAGCUUCGAUGAUGCGGCCACCUAUACGAGUCUGCAGAUCGCCUUCAAGAAUCCAGUCAGUAUACCUAUGGACGACAUCAUGCCUCCGACGCCUCCCAUGUCCCAGUGUGCACCAGAGGAUGCGCAGCACUACGAUGCUGUUGARGUGAACUCCCAGCAGCAGCAGCAUCAGAAGCAGCAACAGCAGCAGCAACAGCAGCAGCUGCAAACCAAUCAACAGUUGCAGCAACAGCAAGAGAUUCUCAAAGAAUACGAAAUGGAGAAACGGGCACAGGAGCAGCUUGAGCGGGAGGCGGCUCUGAUGCUGGCGUCUGCUGAGGAGGAGAAGCUGCCGCCGCUGCCGCCCAAGCGCUUGCGCAAGCAGGACAGCAAUGCUGAGAAUCGCUCGAUCGAGGCGAACAGCGAGCCAGCUUCAAAGGAGAAGCCACGCCUGCCACCGCCCAUUAUUCAUCCACGCGUCACCGAUUUGCCAGCGGCGCCCACGAAGAAGCUGCCGCAGCCGCCGGAGACGAAGCCCAAGCCCAAGCCGAAGCCCGCAAAGAAUCCGAAUUUCAAUACGCUGCCCAGGCAGAAGAAGCCCGGCUUCUUCGCCAAGCUAUUCGCGCGGCGCAAGAGUAAGCCGGACCUGACAGACCAGAGCACUGAGAACUGCUCCAGACCCGACUCGAAACCGCCCAGUGCCACGGCCAGCAGCGAGCCCAGCUUGGACAAUCUCAAUACGCGAACGGCCAAAAGCAAGGGAACCAAUGUGGUGCUGGGUCCACUCAAGUCAGGGGGCACAGGCAACGCGGCCACGCCCCGAAAGUCCGGCAAGUCAGGCAAGCCCUGCGGCCGCAGCGUAAGCAGCGUCUCAGGCAAGCGACCCGCCUACCUGAAUGCGGACGUGGUGCAUAUUCCACUCAAGGGCGACAGCUCCAGCAGCCUGCAGCCAGCAGCCAACGAGGCCUACUCGAGCGCCAGCACAAUCACAGUGGGCGGCCAGUUGGACAGACGCACUGCGUCCGCGCUGCAGCUGGCCGAGAUUCCCAUCAGCGAGGGCGGCAUGGAGCUGGUGGCCAUUGCCGACCGCCAGAGCUUGCACAAUCUGGUCAGCUCCAUCGAGGCGCACUUCAACGUCAAAAUGGACCCUAACCUCGACCUGACGGAGGUCGAGCACUUUGCCCUCUACACGAGCGUGCCGCCUCAGGCGACGGUCAGUGAAUUCGACGAGACCUCCGCCUACUAUGCAUCCGUGGAUGCUGGCGAGAUUCUGACGCCCGACCAGGUGGCCAAGCGGCUGGCGGCAGCAAACGGCAAUUGAAUAUUGUUAACUCAUUUACGAACAACCUCAGCUUGUCUGGUUGCCUAGGACUAGGACUAGGGAUACCAAGUCGAGUCCCUAGAAUCGAAUCGAAUCGAAUCGAAUCUCGUCGACCAGCUCAAUUUGUGUGAUUGGAUAGGCAAAGGCUCUGCUUGUCGUCCCAAUCGUCGAUUGGAUAUUGUAACAUGUUUUUUUUUAGCCCUACGAACAAACUUCGCAUCGACUAAAUCAGUUUGUAUUGAGGGAUUCCACAGCGAAUUCCAAACCCAAA